UCUCUGUCUCUUGAUGUGACAAAAACAAAAAAAGAGAGUAACUCUCUGUUUUGUUUUUUACAUAUUAUAAAAAAAUAAUCUCUCUCUUUCCGCUGCCAAACGCUAAACACAACCGCCAAAAUGACUGAAAAAGAAUGCGAGCAUCACCACGACGAAGAUGAGAAAACACGGAAACGUUUAGGAGCGGCGGUGCUUGGUUUACUCGCAGCUAUUCUUUUUGUCGUUUUCUUGGUGUGGGCCAUUCUUCACCCGCACGGGCCGCGUUUUGUUCUUCAAGACGCAACCAUUUACGCGUUCAACGUUUCCCAGCCAAAUUUUCUCACUUCCAAUCUCCAAGUAACUCUCUCUUCUCGCAAUCCUAAUGACAAGAUCGGAAUCUUCUAUGAUCGCCUUGACAUUUAUGCCUCCUACCGCAACCAACAGGUGACAUUGGCCACUUUACUGCCGGCGACUUACCAAGGCCACCUUGAUGUGACGGUUUGGUCGCCGUUUCUCUAUGGAACAUCGGUGCCGGUGGCGCCGUACUUUUCACCGGCGUUAAGCCAAGAUCUAACGGCGGGGAUGGUGCUUCUUAACAUCAAGAUCGACGGUUGGGUUAGAUGGAAAGUGGGAACGUGGAUCUCCGGCAGGUACCGGCUCCACGUCAAUUGUCCAGCUUACAUUACACUUGCCGGACAUUUUUCCGGUGAUGGUCCAGCCGUUAAGUACCAGCUUGUCCAGCGAUGUGGGGUUGACGUUUAAGCAAAGGGAUGAUUAUUAUUUUUUAGUAAGACCUAGAAGACUACUUUUGUUGUGAUUUUAGUGUUUUAGUUAACAAAUUCUUCGAAAUGUUUUAUAUAUUUUUUUUGUAUUGUGUUUUUAUGAUUUGAGAUUCGUAAUAAUUACUAGGUCCAUAAAAGU
This is a messenger RNA of Eutrema salsugineum, 900 nucleotides long. RefSeq names its product NDR1/HIN1-like protein 1. The transcript has 2 exons. Bases 121 to 741 code for a protein of 206 amino acids. The record is from RefSeq and is a predicted model, not a curated record. Gene Ontology annotation, biological process: defense response to other organism. Lineage: Eukaryota; Viridiplantae; Streptophyta; Magnoliopsida; Brassicales; Brassicaceae.